Aethina tumida (small hive beetle) is the source of this 2756-nucleotide messenger RNA. It is a transcript of the gene nvy, whose product is annotated as protein CBFA2T1. NCBI's taxonomy places the organism in Eukaryota, Metazoa, Arthropoda, Insecta, Coleoptera, Nitidulidae. Gene Ontology annotation, molecular function: transcription corepressor activity. Gene Ontology annotation, biological process: DNA-templated transcription; negative regulation of DNA-templated transcription. Gene Ontology annotation, cellular component: nucleus. The record is from RefSeq and is a predicted model, not a curated record. The transcript has 9 exons. Bases 326 to 1957 code for a protein of 543 amino acids.
CGCGACGCUCCACGUACACACCGCACGCUCCAGCCUCGUAAUAUUUCUCCCUCAGCCGCCGAUUCAUUCCUGCUCUCCGGUCCCGACGUUGUUGUAUUCUCUCUGUCUCGUUCUGUGUGUGUAUGUGUGUCUGUGUGUGUGGGUUUGUGUGUGGGUCACACGUCAAAAACACGCCGCGCUCUUUCCAUCUGUCGGCGACGCACCAUCACUUUUGUACUGUUAAUUAGUUCGAGGGCUGAAAAAAAAAAAAAAAAUAUGCGCUCGCGAUUGAUGUGAACUUGUUUCUGAGCUGUGGUACCGCUGGCGCUCGAUUCAACCGGCACUAAUGAGGAAGGGAAUGGAGCCUAAAACUAUUAAAGAAGAAAAUGACAAAGAAUCGGUUGGCUACAUCGACACACCUAGAACUCGUUCAGCAAAAGCUUUGGCGAAGGAUCGCUGCAAGACGCCCGACUCGCCCGAGGGCGCCCGCCAAGCCACUACGCCACUGUCACCAUCGCAGUCGUCGCCCACGCGAAAUCCGGUGAACGGUUCCCCGUCACCAAUCAACAACGGCAGCGCGGACAGUUUGACGCCGCCGUUGCCUGCGUCCACGGCCCUGUCGGUCAAUUUGGACCCGGCACGGGGCCUCACCGACCAACAGUACGCCAUACACGGCGCCUACAUCAACACCAGACAGUUGGUGAAGGUGAAGCGGUUCCUGAGCACGUUGGUGCAGUUCGGCUGCGACAUCGGACAGGACGUCGGCGAGAGGGUCAGGAGCCUGGUAUUGAGUUUAGUUAGUUCAAAUUUAACCAUAGAAGAUUUCCAUAGUUCACUACAAGACGUCACAAAUUUCCCAUUGAGGCCGUUCGUUCUACCAUUUCUCCGAACCCAUCUUCCUUUACUCCAAAGAGAAAUCCAUGGAUUGGCCCGUGCUAAUAAACAGUCAGCCCUUCAGUAUGUCCGCACCCACGAGCACAUCAUAAUGGAUCCGACCCACUCCCCAUCGGAAGUCGCCGAAAUAUUUCUAUCGAGUGACACGCAGCCAGUCAGCGGAAUUAAGAGACGACCGUCUGACAGCAUAUACGAGAAUGGUGUCAAUGGACAGCAACAACCGGACUCCCAGGAUUACAUGCCGGCCAUGAAGAGACCCGCACCUCAAAACGCCUUCAUGUUUUCGCAUCAUCACAACCUAUUUCUGCCCAAUAUGUCCGCUUCUGUGCCCAAUUCCCACUUGUUUGAUUAUGGCCAUCAUCAUGCGACGCACCAACAAAGAUUGGAGGACAACAAUAAUUCCAGUCGCGGAGAUGAAGAAUGGAAGAACAUACAUGUCAUGUUGAACUGCAUAUUGUCCAUGGUCGAGAAAACAAAAAGGGCAUUAACAAUCCUCCAACAAAGAAACAACCAAGAGUUAACGGCGGAGUGGUUAAGAAAACAAGAUGUCAGCGUCGAUUUGAAGAAAGCAGCCAAUGAAAUUAUGGCUCAGGCGGUGCGACAAACUGAAGAUAGAGUGGCCGAGGUGAAAAGAAGAGCUGAAGACGCAGUAAACGAUGUAAAAAGACAGGCGGUUAUAGAGUUACAAAAAGCCGUUGCUGCUGCUGAGUCAAAGGCUAACGAAUUGGUGGCUGCUGAAAAGGCGAAAAUGGAGAAGCUUCUUACCGAAAACAUAAGAAAGCACGAAGACGCUACCAGCCAGGCGGAACCAGGAGACAACAGCUUGUCCCCCAUCGCCUCGUCCCAACCGGCACCUUCGCAACAAAACUCUUGCUGGAACUGCGGCCGGAAGGCGCACGAGACCUGCUCCGGAUGCAGUCUGGCCCGUUACUGCGGCGCGUUCUGCCAGCACAAGGACUGGGAGAACCACCACCAGGUCUGCUCAAAGGAGAAGAUCCGCCCGAUCAGGGCGCCGACUCCGAAUUCAACUGCGCCGGCCGGCACUCCGGUCGCGGCACCGAGCGACGGCAAGUUUAAGAAGUGACAGUUUAAGAAGACCAGGAAAACGAAGAAGCUCGGCUAUCUUUAAAAUUUGCCCGCAUUUUUUUGACCCUGAAGAUGUUCACACACGCAAUCGAUGUCUGUGUUGGAUGUUUUUUUGAUGUUAACUUUUGACGACUGUACAAAAACCCCUCUCUAUAAUAUCUAUAGACUUGUAGGUUUGAUAACACAACCUGAACUUUCUAGAUGGAAAAUGUGCAAUUUUUCUGAAGUACACCUUACUUCACUUUUAAACUAAGUAAAAUAAUGUAUGUAAAUAUUUAAUAAUCUCAAUCACUUCAUGUUAUGUAAUAAGACGAUAAUACAUACCAUUCCGAAUUUAAUCGAUCUAUAACAAUGUGUGUUUCUUACUUUAAAAUAUAUUGUGUUUAUUAAAUUUGGAGUAUGUAUUAAGAAUUGGUAAGAAACCGAGAAGUCUUUCAUUAAUCUUUCAACAUCAACCAAGACUUUCUUGAUUGUCUUACCGCUUUUUCUAAAUGCACGAUAGUUAUGCCAUUUAUUCCGAAUACUUAUCCAGUAAGAAUCUCCUAGAUAACUGAAUCUCAUUUUCUAGUCAACUAUUUUCAAACUUUGUUUAAAUAGUACAUUCUCUAGUCACAUUGUAGAAUAAUUUGUAAGUGUUUGUGUGUUAUAAAAAUAUUUAACAAUUGUUUUUAUGAUACAAAAGCACCCUGUGUACAUUUUUAAAUAGACUUUUUAUUGUUUAUCCUAAUAAAUAUUUGACAUUGUACAUUUUUAUCAUGUUAUUUAUUUGCAAUAACAAUCUAAAUGUUUCCACAAUA